UCCAGGGCCCAAGAAGAAUAAAAGCAGGUGACCUAGGAACUCAGAACAUUCACUAGACCCAUUCUUACAUUCUCAACUGCUACUGAAGGAACAGACUCUAGAAGAUGAAGUUUCUGUUGCUGAGUAUGGGUGUGGCCCUAGUCUGUGGCUUCCAACCUGAGUAUAGCAGAUCACAGGAAGACCUAUCAGAUGAAAAGGAACAAAAAUGGCUUUCUGGUCACUGGCACCUUGUUGAAUUGGCUUCAAGUGACACAUCUCUGAUUGGGGUGGAAGGUCCUUUUAGGAAUUUUAUCCAAAAUAUCACUGUAGAGAAUGGCAACCUGAAUGGACUCUUUUUGACUAGGAAAAAUGGCCGAUGCAUUCAAUUAUCUCUUAUUGCUCUCAAGACUAAAGAAGCAUGUCAUUUUAAGUUGAACUAUCACGGAAUUAAUGAUAUCUAUUAUGAAAGCUCUAAGACAAAUGAAUAUGCUAGAUUCAUCUUGUAUAACCAUCACAAUGGGAAAGUGAAUGUUGUAGCAAAUCUCUUUGGCCGAACUCCAAAUCUGAGCGAUGAAAUCAAGAAGAAAUUUGAGGAAGAUUUUUUAAGCAGAGGAUAUAGGAAGGAAAACAUUUUAGAUGUUUCUGAACUUGAUCAUUGCUAGGAGCUUGAUGAAUAAGGAAGCUGACUCAGUCCUUCAGGGAUUUCCAAGAGACUGCUUCCUGUUCUUGCUGGCUCCCAAUCUGCUUUCUCCAAAUUAUUAGCAUGGUUACCACAAGUUCUGGAGGUCUCUUUGCCUCUUUUCUCAAGGGGAUUUUCCUCUCCUUUAAAGGGAUUCCAUCUUUCUUAAUGUUCUGCCUCUAUACAGGCAGGACUCUUGGGUGAGAUCAUUCCUUCAAAGUCCAAUAAAUGAUUUAUCCUGUCCA
Sarcophilus harrisii (Tasmanian devil) is the source of this 903-nucleotide messenger RNA. Its product is annotated as trichosurin. NCBI's taxonomy places the organism in Eukaryota, Metazoa, Chordata, Mammalia, Dasyuromorphia, Dasyuridae. The transcript has 7 exons. Gene Ontology annotation, molecular function: small molecule binding. The coding region runs from base 105 to 641 and encodes 178 amino acids. The record is from RefSeq and is a predicted model, not a curated record.